This is a messenger RNA of Drosophila serrata, 3424 nucleotides long. RefSeq lists its product as uncharacterized. Gene Ontology annotation, biological process: regulation of transcription by RNA polymerase II. Gene Ontology annotation, cellular component: nucleus. NCBI's taxonomy places the organism in Eukaryota, Metazoa, Arthropoda, Insecta, Diptera, Drosophilidae. Gene Ontology annotation, molecular function: zinc ion binding; DNA-binding transcription factor activity, RNA polymerase II-specific; sequence-specific DNA binding. The record is from RefSeq and is a predicted model, not a curated record.
UCUCACUCACACACAGAAAAAGACAGAACGACAGAAGCAACUCUCGCGGCUGCAGAGAAAUUCAUUCAUCUCAUCGAACUUUAUUAAUUGCGUUGGCAUAGACACAGACAUCUAGUUAUUUCAUUCGAUCGGGUCGCAGAGUGACCCACUGCUAUGACAUUUGUUUUCGUUCUCGCAUCCCGUGUGUGCCGUGUAUCCCCUACCAUAAAUAUGUGAAUUUAAGUGGAAAUUUUGUGUGACGCGGCCAUAUUUGACGAAGUUUUGUGUGUUUGGAUGUGGAUGUGGGGCGAGCUGCGGAAAUUAUAUAAAAAUUGAGCGCAGCAUAACCCUAGUGAUCAAGCACAUACACUCCCAUUCACGAAAUGAUGGACCGCAAGAAGGCCUUGGAAUUGGACAAGAUUUGCCGCCUGUGCAUCUCGGAACGCAAGGAGAUGCGCCCGCUGUUCAGCGAGAAGGUGCCCGAGAUGUUGAUGGACAUCACCAAUGUGCAUGUUGAGCCCACCGAGGGCUGGCCGGACAAGAUCUGCGUGCAGUGCGUCCACGCCGUCAGCCGGAAUCAUGCCUUCAAGACGCUCGUCGAGCGCAGCGACAAGGAGCUGCGCGAGUAUAUUAAUGGCCUGACCGUUCGUCUCGUAUCCGAGGAGCAGACGGCGGCGGUCAAGCAACAGGCUCUGGAGCGGAAACAGCAUAAGCAGCUCCAAAAACAGCAGCGGCUCCUCGAGGAGCAGAUGCAGCAGCAGCAGCAACAGCAACAGCAACAGAUUCUCCAGCAGCAACAACAGCCUGCUCCGGCGGCCAAGCCCAAGCUGAAGCCGUUACUGAGAAAGGGAUCGCGGCAGCAUAAGCAGCGGCAUCUGGAGGCUGCACCGGCUCCACAGCCAGCCCAGCCCCCACCGCCGCAGCAGCAGGUGCAGCUCCUGCCAGAACCUGCGCAACAGCAGCAGCAGCAACCGCAGACACUGCAGCAACAGAUACAGCAGCUGCAGUUGCCAACACUUCAGCCCGCUCCCGCCCAGCUCCUGUCCACGGCAGCUGCCACCACGACGCUGCCACAACAGAUCCUGCUGCCCAACGGCCAGUUCAUCACGACAGCCCAGAUUGUAGCGCCGCAGCUAGCCCAGAUUAUCAGUACGGCGCCGCAGGCUACGGCCAACGGGGCAGCCACCGCCGCCCAGUCCCAAUUCCUGCCACAACUCCUGCAGACGCCGGGCGGGCAGACGUUGCAGAUAGUUCAGCAGCCCAACGGCACACAGACUCUGCAGCUGGUCCAACUGGUGCCGCAGCGUACGCUGGCGCCUACCGGAGUGUCGGCGGUGACCACCACCACCACAACAUCGGCCACGGACAUGGGCCACGGCCACCAUGGCGGCGUUUCCCUUGCGGAUGCGGAUGUACAACUGCUGGAGGAUGGCUGCGAGGUGGAGGAUGAGGAUUUGGAUGAGGUGUAUGAACAGUUGGACGGCAAGGGGGAUCACAGCUUCGAGACCAUUGUGCUGGACGAUGACCAGCAGCAGGACUUCCUGAAAGACCACCAGCACCAUCAGCAGCAGCAGCAGCAUCAUCACCACCAGGUGCUGAUCGACGAGGAUCUCACGCAGAGCGAGAGCCAGGAGCACGAGUACUUUGACGACCUGGAGGACCACCAGGAGGCGAUGGACGAGGUGGAUGCCGACAUGGACGAGCAGCUGAAGCAGGAGGAGGAAGAGGAGGACACGUUCAUCAUCGAGGAGAUCCAGCUGGAGGAUGACGAAAUGCUAGAGGAUCCCGACGCAGAGGCUAUCAGCCCCUCGGACUGCGAGUACAUCACGGACGACCACGAUCCGCAUCUGUCUGGCGAAGUCGACGACGUGGAUGAUGCCGACCUGCAAUACGCCAUUAUGGAACCGCCGGACGGUGAGACGAGUGCCGAGAUAGAUCAGGCCUUCCUAGAGCAUGAGCAGGCUCAGGCGCACCACCAACAGCAGGAGGAGCUGCAGAGCAUUUCGCUGGAAAAUGCUGUGGUGGAGUUUAGCCAAGCGACGGCGGAUGCCAUGGUGCCGCCCACUCUGAGCGUAAGCUCGCCGAGUCCCACGCCCAAGCGGGCCAAGCGCAGUCACCAAGCUGCUACAGCUGCUGCAGCAGUCCCUCCUGGGGUUACACUCGAGCCCUGUGACCACCAGCCACCUACAACUGGUCAUCCGGCCAUCAGCAGCAAGCUGGCAGCGGCCAAUUCCCGCCAGCUGGUACAGACAGCGAGUGUUAUUGCCGCCGCUGGAGCGGAUGACAACUACGAGAUCGAUGCCAAUCUGGUUACAGAGUUCAUACGACAGCACACGUCUCCGCUGGGAUCUGGGAGGUAUGUGUGCCACCUGUGCAGCACAGAGUUCCGGCAGUUCAAGGGCCUGCAGAACCACAUGCACUCGCACACCAACUGGAUUCGCGCCAAUUGCAAGAAGCAGCCGCAGUGCGAGAUCUGCCUGAAGAGCUUCAAGGGUCCUGGCAUGCUGCGCAUGCACAUGAAGACGCACGACGCCGAGUCAAGCACACCCGUCUGCACCAUCUGCAAUCGUACGUUCAAGUCGAAAGCCAUCCUAUACAGGCACCGGCAGACGCACCAGCAACGAGCCUAUUGCUGCGGCGUGGCAAACUGCCGGAAGAACUUCUCGUCGGCGGCGAACCUCAAGUGGCAUGUGGAACGCAAGCAUCCGGAGGUGGUGGAGCCGCUGUUCAAGUGCGGGGAGUGUGGAUCUUUGUACGAGAGCGUCGAUGCCCUGCAGAUGCACGUGGAGACGACAGAUCAUACGGCAGACAUGCAGGUGGUGGGAGCCGGGCAGCCGGAGGACGAUGGCUUCAGCGGUGCGGUGAGCAUCGUGAGCAACGGCACCGAUAUGACCAGCCUAAUGGCUGGCCAGGGUGGUACGACAUUAACGGGAGCCACUGGCCCCGCCGGCGACACACAUGCCGUGGUAGUGGGCUCCUCCGGUGAGGUGUACUUUGUGACGCAGGCGUAGCCAGCGGAGUACGCCGGAGCGGUGGCUCCCGGCGAGUGCCUGCUCGGCAUCUAGAUGACCACUUAGCUGUAAUAUAUAUAUAUUUUUGUACUAGCAAUUAGCACAACUUCACAAAAAUUACUGCAAUCCUAGAUUUCUGUCGUAGAUCUUGUCUAGUAAGUAGCUCGUCUAGGCUAAGAUUCACUCGAAUUUUGUAAGCAAAUACACGAAACCUUGGGUAGAGCUGGGCGGUUCUGACCAGAAGGAUCAAGCGAUCCUUCGACACGAACGCCCUUGCUGAUGAAUGUAUAAAAUCCUGCGGAGACUGUGUGCCAGUUUAUUUUGUUUAUUAUUAACUUUUAUUAUUUUUAAAGAGUGUCCACACAAAUCUUGAAUGCCUUUGAAAUCUAUUUUAAAUGUGUCUAAUAGUAGGCAAUAAAUUACUUUUGGUAAUA